Nothoprocta perdicaria is the source of this 3803-nucleotide messenger RNA. It is a transcript of the gene SATB1, whose product is annotated as SATB homeobox 1. Bases 634 to 2901 code for a protein of 755 amino acids. The transcript has 12 exons. The record is from RefSeq and is a predicted model, not a curated record. Gene Ontology annotation, biological process: regulation of transcription by RNA polymerase II; chromatin remodeling. Gene Ontology annotation, molecular function: DNA-binding transcription factor activity, RNA polymerase II-specific; RNA polymerase II cis-regulatory region sequence-specific DNA binding. NCBI's taxonomy places the organism in Eukaryota, Metazoa, Chordata, Aves, Tinamiformes, Tinamidae.
AUACCCCCCUUUCUCACUUGCUCCUGGUCGCACUGAUUUUAUUUUUGAAAGCCUAGCUAGACUUAAGUCACCCUCCACCUCAAUUUAAACCUGCUACUUUUUUUAUUUAUGCUUUUUUUUAUUAUUAUUUUUUAGCGUUACACUUGUCCGGUCAUUUGAUCUUUGCUUGCCUCCUCUGUUGCUAAACCUUGAUAACCUGGCUCUCGCAAAAGAUAUAUAAUAUAUAUAUUAUUUUUUUUUUUUUGUCCAUUGCCUUUUUUGCUCAUGGCUACUCUGUUUCUCGCUAUCUAUUUUUGCCCCUCCCCGCCUAGAGGGAAAUAGCAACAAGAAAAAAAGAGAGAAAUAAGAGAAUAUUAGGGGAAGUAGUCCUCAGGUCUGCUGCCCCCCCCUUCCCCCGGCACCCCCCCCCUCGCCGCCAAAAAAAGGGGGGGGGCACCUAGAAAACAUCAGUCUUGAACUUCUUCCUCUUCAAGAGCCCGGGCUGCAAAGGAACCCUCCUUUGUUUUUGUUAUUUAUGUGCUGUCAAGUUUUGAAGUGGUCACAGGGAAAGCUUGGCCUGGAUUGCGAGAGCCAUAUGGAACGGAUAAGUGCGGAGCCGCUCUCAAAAUGUGAUCUUUAGAGGCGGGACUGAGUAUGGAUCAUUUGAACGAGGCAACUCAGGGGAAAGAACAUUCAGAAAUGUCUAACAAUGUAAGCGAUCCGAAGGGUCCACCAGCCAAAAUUGCGCGCUUGGAACAGAAUGGGAGCCCAUUAGGAAGAGGAAGACUUGGAAGUACAGGAACUAAAAUGCAAGGAGUGCCUUUAAAACACUCUGGACACCUGAUGAAAACUAAUAUUAGAAAAGGAAGUAUGCUUCCAGUUUUCUGUGUAGUGGAACAUUAUGAAAAUGCCAUUGAGUAUGAUUCUAAGGAGGAGCAUGCAGAAUUUGUGUUGGUGAGGAAGGAUAUGCUUUUCAACCAACUGAUUGAAAUGGCAUUGCUCUCACUUGGAUAUUCUCACAGCUCUGCUGCCCAAGCAAAAGGGCUAAUCCAGGUCGGGAAGUGGAAUCCAGUUCCCCUCUCCUACGUGACGGAUGCCCCCGAUGCCACAGUAGCAGACAUGCUGCAGGAUGUGUACCAUGUGGUCACACUGAAAAUCCAGCUACACAGUUGCCCUAAACUAGAAGACUUGCCUCCUGAACAAUGGUCUCACACAACAGUAAGAAAUGCUCUGAAGGACUUACUGAAGGAUAUGAACCAGAGUUCAUUGGCCAAGGAAUGUCCCCUUUCACAGAGUAUGAUUUCUUCCAUUGUGAACAGCACUUACUAUGCAAAUGUCUCAGCAGCAAAAUGUCAGGAAUUUGGAAGGUGGUAUAAACAUUUCAAGAAGGCAAAAGAUAUGAUGGUUGAGAUGGAUAGCCUUUCUGAACUAUCCCAACAAGGUGCCAACCAUGUCAACUUCGGUCAGCAGCCAGUCCCAGGGAACACAGCCGAACAGCCUCCAUCCCCUGUUCAGCUUUCUCAUGGUAGUCAACCAUCCGUUCGGACCCCGCUCCCAAACCUGCACCCUGGACUUGUAUCUACUCCCAUUAGCCCUCAGCUGGUCAAUCAGCAGCUGGUAAUGGCCCAGUUGCUGAACCAGCAGUAUGCAGUGAACAGACUUCUAGCCCAGCAGUCCUUAAACCAACAGUACUUGAACCACCCUCCUCCUGUCAGUAGAUCCAUGAACAAGCCGUUGGAGCAGCAGGUCUCAACAAACACAGAGGUGUCUUCCGAAAUCUACCAGUGGGUCCGCGACGAACUGAAACGAGCAGGAAUCUCACAGGCAGUAUUUGCACGUGUGGCUUUUAACCGAACUCAGGGCUUGCUCUCAGAAAUCCUCCGCAAGGAAGAGGAUCCCAAGACUGCCUCGCAGUCCUUGCUGGUAAACCUUCGGGCUAUGCAGAACUUCUUGCAGCUGCCGGAAGCCGAACGAGAUCGAAUUUACCAGGACGAAAGGGAAAGGAGCCUGAACGCAGCCUCUGCCAUGGGCCCAGCGCCUCUCAUCAGCACGCCGCCGAGCCGUCCUCCGCAAGUCAAAACUGCUACUAUUGCUACAGAGAGGAAUGGAAAAACAGAAAAUAACUCCAUGAACAUUAAUGCUUCCAUUUAUGAUGAGAUUCAGCAGGAAAUGAAGAGAGCUAAGGUGUCUCAAGCACUGUUCGCAAAGGUUGCAGCAACCAAAAGCCAGGGGUGGCUCUGUGAGCUGUUACGUUGGAAAGAAGAUCCCUCACCAGAGAACAGGACCCUCUGGGAGAAUCUCUCCAUGAUCCGAAGGUUCCUCAGUCUUCCUCAGCCUGAACGAGAUGCCAUUUAUGAACAAGAAAGCAAUGCAGUUCAUCACCAUGGUGACAGGCCUUCCCACAUUAUCCAUGUUCCAGCAGAACAGAUUCAGCAGCAGCAGCAGCAACAGCAGCAGCAGCAACAGCAGCAGCAACAGCAACAGCAGCCAGGUCCCAGGCUACCCCCAAGGCAACCGACAGUAGCAUCACCAGCUGAAUCUGAGGAUGAAAAUCGCCAGAAACCGCGGCCGCGAACAAAGAUUUCCGUGGAAGCCCUCGGGAUCCUACAGAGCUUCAUACAAGACGUAGGCCUGUAUCCAGAUGAAGAAGCAAUCCAGACUCUCUCCGCCCAGCUUGACCUACCCAAGUACACCAUUAUCAAGUUCUUUCAGAACCAGCGAUACUAUCUCAAGCACCACGGGAAGCUGAAGGACAAUUCUGGGUUGGAGGUGGAUGUGGCAGAAUACAAGGAGGAAGAGUUGCUCAAGGAUUUAGAAGACAGCAUCCAAGACAAAAAUGCAAACACGCUUUUCUCAGUUAAAUUAGAAGAAGAAUUAUCGGUAGAAGGGAACACAGAGAUUAAUGCAGAAUUAAAAGACUGAUCUGAAAGUAUUAUUUUCAUUCAACAGUGCCACUGGUAUUUAGUAAUGAAAUGAAAAUUCCAUCUUGCGUUCUGUCAAAAACCUUUAUUAUUCAUUGUUUGGCCAAUGAAUCUUCCAAAACUUGCACAAAAAUUGAAAAAAAGGAUAAUGCAGACUGCACUAGAUGUUUUACUCUGUUUUACAAACUGCUUCGCAGCAACAGAUGAAGCGUUGAGGAUUGUUUGAUAUUAAUUUGUGUUCACUGGAUACACUGUGAGUGUACCCAAUAAGCAUGAUACCAGUGAUUUUGAUUCUGGAGCCUUCAGACAAGCAUUACAACUUUUGUGAUUUACUGUUUUUUGUUUCUGUUUCGUUCCUKUUUUUUAAUUAUUACUGUAGCACUCCACACUUGAUCUUUGGAAACUCACAUUUAUUUAAAAAAAUAAAAUAAAAAGAGUUUGUUACUCUUGUUCUAUUGUAUGUUACAAAAGAACUAUAGACUGUGGAAUGCAGUUUAAAGAUAACAUAUGCCAACAAAUGCCUUGUAUUAUAUGGCACUGCCGUAAUUCAGAUUUGUUUUCUUUUGGAAAUAAAGGUCACUGUAUUUUUUUUCCAUUCUCAUUGUUACAUGGUUUUAAAGAAAAUGAAAAAGAAAAUGUGAAACACAAUUUAGUCCUCAUUAUUUAUUUGUAGAACCUGCAGCAUCAUGUUGUAAUUAAUUUUUUUGGAAGUUUCCGUUAAAUGUAAUAUUGCUUCUCUUGUUAUCAUACUGAUUUUUUUUCUAUUUAUAAAUGUAUUUUGAUGGGCAGUAAAACAAAGUGUCUUAAAAGUUUUAAAUAGAGAAAAUGUGCUUUACACAGUUGCCUAUAAAAAGUGCUCUAUGUUAUCCAAGCAAUUCAUACUAUAAGCUUCACUCUUAUUGU